Acanthopagrus latus (yellowfin seabream) is the source of this 3099-nucleotide messenger RNA. RefSeq names its product olfactory receptor 52N5-like. Gene Ontology annotation, biological process: G protein-coupled receptor signaling pathway. Gene Ontology annotation, cellular component: membrane. The transcript has a single exon. The coding region runs from base 1775 to 2719 and encodes 314 amino acids. Gene Ontology annotation, molecular function: olfactory receptor activity. The record is from RefSeq and is a predicted model, not a curated record. NCBI's taxonomy places the organism in Eukaryota, Metazoa, Chordata, Actinopteri, Spariformes, Sparidae.
UUAUUCUUCUGCACUCAGCCUUGAACAGCACGCAAAACAUUCAGACCAUCACACUUCCAUUGUGUCCCUUAUGUUACACCACUAUAUUCUACUAACCUACAAAAGAUACAAAUGAUGAUGAUGAUGAUGAUGAUGAUGAUGAUGAUGUUGACUGGUACUGAGAGGCUUCCCAGUUAACCUGUCAGCUUGUGAUACUGCCUCCUACACACCAAAUAAAACAGUCGGCUCUGGUCUGGGGUGGAGGGCAGCUGGUGUCAGAGAGGGUGGUUCAUUCUGCAGCUGCCUCAUUGAGUGUUUCAGCUAUCAUAAACUGUGUUAAUCUUAAUGUAAACUGUCUGCAUAGUUUACAAAUGGCAAAUUCAUAUCAAGUCAAGGAUACCGUGAUACCAUCUUCUAUUGCACACAUGACUUUACAUUAACUCAUCUUCAAGCUUUUUUUGAAAGGGUUCAGUUAGAGUUAGUUUUAUAUCUUUCAUGCUACAUUAGAGUGUAUGAAAGACAUUUUGUUUGUGCCACUGACAGCAUUGACUGAUGAGAUCUUUUUUUUAAAAAAUGAAUAUGUGUCUGUUUCUUCCAUAUUGCUCGUCUUUAAAGGGUUUUUCAGCGAUGGCUUUAUCUGAUUCAAGGCUUUAAGGCUUCAGGCAGUCGUAUGCUUUACAGACUGAAAAGCAACACAGUUUUGCACUAUAACUAAAAUUGACUUUACACUGUGUCUUUGCAGAGACAGUAUUCCUGUUACUCUGGAUUGACACACUAUCAACUGUUUUCUUUUCUCAGUGAAAACUGUUGAUAGUGUAACUGGGAAUAUUUUUUUAAAAUCCAUAAUUACGUUUUGACACUUUUUUUGUAUUGAUCACUUGAGCAAUCGUUUAAUCAUUUUGGUAGAAAUGACCCAUGUGAGUCAAUAUGUUGGAUGAAAAACAAUUCAGAAUAACAUUAAUUCAUUGCAAUUUUAAUGUGGGAAUAUUUUCUGCCCUGCCAAGGCUAAUUUAGUGAAAUAGCUUCAAAUGUCUGUGACUGUCAGGCCUGUUACAGGUACAAAACUGGUUAUGUGCUUAUGAAAUAUGUAUUCUUCAAGUUAUAUUCAUGUUUUUAAAAUUGUGACCUAUUAUUUGUCAUAUGACUCUAAAGAUGCAUAUACUACACUCUACCUUUGUCUUACCUGAAAACUACAUAUAUAGUGUAGACAAAGUGCAGAAACUAUAAUGUUUUUUGUGUUUACUUCAUCAGAAAAUCAAAAUCUAAUUUAUCACUUCAAAUAUCAUAUCUGCAUUUAACUGUUUUAAUGUUUGCAUGUUGAAAGAGAUGUGUUAUUAAGAUAAAUUCAAGCAAUCCUUAAGUGAUAUUUUGAAGUUUAACCUAUUAAGACUGCUCGAUAUAUCUAUUGUGUUUAUGAAAUUUAUGAAAACCUGCUUUUAUAAUUGGUCUUAAUAGACAGUUGACACAGAAUUAAUGAGGCUCAGAAAAAAAUGAAGCAGAGCACAGUAACUAAACUAAAUGCAGUCUGCUUUGGUUUUUGGUCUUACUGCCAAUAGUUUCUCUGAGAUAAAGCACCGCUGAACUUAGGAAAUUUAGACAUUUAAAAGUUGAAUUUCAGUCAUAACUCAGUUUUGACCAAAAUUGUUUUGGCUUAUUGGGCAGUUUAGAGGCAGCGUUAUUACUUUGUUAAAGUAUUCAAAGUGUCAUUGUGAAAUCUUGUAGCUCUUUUGUAUAUAUAUCUGUGUGACUAUUCUUAUCCAGAUAAAAGGCUUCAUUGUUACGUGACAUUUGAAUUAUGGAAAACCAGACUUUCAUGGUGGAUAUCCUUGUCCUGGAGGGGUUAAUGGUCACCUCUCAGUCUUUUAUUCCUGCUUUUGUCUUACUUCUCCUUGUUUACAUCUUCAUCGUGGUGUCAAACAUCGGCCUGGUUGUCCUGAUCUUCAGGAGUACGAGCCUUCGCCAGCCUAUGUAUCUGCUUCUUUGCAACAUGAGUAUUAAUGAUGUUUUUGGGGCCACGAUAAUUAUACCACAUGUAUUCAGAGAUCUUUUAAUAUCAAACUCAAAGCGGUACAUUCAUUAUAUUGACUGUGCCAUUCAGGCCUUCUGUGUUCAUCUCCAUGCAAGUGCCUCUCACACUGUACUCAUGAUCAUGGCUUUUGAUCGUUACGUGGCCAUCUGCAACCCACUGCGAUACGCCACCAUCAUGACCAACAGUGCAGUGGUCAAGUUGUCGGUGGUGGCCUGGGGGACGGCCUUCGUGCUGGUGUUGAUCCUUGUGGGCCUCAGCGUCCGUCUUUCACGCUGCAGGUGGAUUAUAUUCAACCCAUUCUGUGACAACGCCUCCUUGUUCAAGCUGUCCUGUGAGAGCGUCCUCAUCAAUAACAUCUACGGCCUCAGCUACACGGUGGUUCUGCUGGGCUCCUCCAUGUGCAGCAUAACUCUCACCUACCUGAAGAUCGCUGCAGUGUGUGUGAUCAGUAAAAACAAGGCGGUGAACAGCAAAGCGCUGCAGACCUGCGCCACUCACCUGGCUGUGUACAUCAUCCUCCUGGUGUCGGGCUUCAUCAUCGUCAUCCUGCACCGUUUUCCUCAUCUGUCUGACCACAGGAAGGUGGCGUCAGUCAUGGGACAUGUGGCCCUGCCUGCCCUGAAUGCUGUCAUCUAUGGGCUACAGAUUAAAGAGGUCAGGCAAAGGAUUAUGACUUUAUUCCGUAACGGUAAAGUAAUGGAAGCAAAAUGAUAAACAGUGUGAUACACAUGAAAAAUGAUUACUUUUGCAUAGGAUAUUUAUAUGAUUAUAUAUGAAUGUCUUAUUUGAAUUUCAACAUGAUCGAUACACAAGUUGACUAACCUUAACAUUGUGAUAAACCGCCUGUUAAUCAUCAUCCUGGUAAUACUUUAGGCUUCAAUGUAUUGCAUCAUUAUAAAAUUCUUCCUUCUUUAUUCAAUGGUAUUUCGUAUUAAAGCUGUAAAUACUGAUUCAAAUCCAGCGUAAUAAUGUAUUUUUUAUUUAAAAAAAAAAAUCUUUAACAGGUUAUUCCCUUUAACAAGCCCUAUAUGUACAUGUUUUAGUAUGUAAAUUAUUCAAACUUGCCAGAAGUUUUGGAACCAGAUGACCUC